AUGCGGGACGUGGGCGCCUACAUGCGGACGUGGGCGCGUACGGGCGGCCGUACGGCCGACGACUAUUCAGCUGCUGCGUACACAACUUGUCAAAACAUCCAUCGGCGGCCGGCUACUGCAUCCUCCUCUCAAAUCUCAAUGGCGGCGGACACUGCGGUGACCCGAUCGCCGGAGCGGUCCAAGGCGACCCGCGCUGACGACGACGUCGACCAGGAGGAGGAUAGGGAGGCCAAGAAGAUGAAGACGAAUCUGGACACGGAGGAAGACGCCGACGAUGACGACGAGGAGGAGCUGGAGGUCCCGUCUCCGAUCCGCGUGCCCUACAUCCCCGACCGGCUAAAAAACCGCUUCGGCAUGGCUCAUCCGACGAUAUCCGCCGCCUAUCGGCGCGCCGAAACCAAAUUUCUUGAAAAACGAGAUCGCACGGAGAGGCUGCUGCCCACGCGCCAAUACUUCCGAACGGCUUGGCUCGUCCCCGUCCCUGACUCCGGGAGGAAGGCCGUGCUCUCCGCCGCCAGAUCCCUCCUCCGCCUCUCCUCCUCUCUCGGUGGCGAGCCACUGGCGCAGUCCGCCGGUUUUUGGAUCGAGUGGGACGAGGGGAGCGGAACCGGCGUUGUUCUGACGACCGCGCAUCUGAUCCGCGCCAAAAAGCCGUUGCCCAAAGACCACUGGGGACGCAAAGACCGCUACCAGUAUCAUCCGGAUGCUCUAGUUAUGGUUCACUUAGUCGACGACACCACUGUGGAUGGCCGCCUUCUCUAUCACCAGCAGCAUUAUGACCUGGCAAUCUUUAAGGUUGCAGUGGAUGGACGCGUUCAAUUAACCUCUUUUGGUGACAUGGUCAAUGUUGGUCAAGAGGCUUUGCGGCUCGGAAGAGAAGAAGAUUUCAAUCUAAGGAUAACGCAUGGCAAGGUGGAGCCAGACGACGGACACCAUUGCAUGUGCUUUUCUCGAGAUAAAAAAUAUGAGGAGGUGGAGACACAAAGAAGUGAGAGUGUGCGGAGGGGAAAGGGCGUGUACAUACCUAGGUGUGACGAUGGUGGAGAGCCGGUCAUUGACUUUGAUGGCAAGGUUGUAGGGAUGAUCAGCGGUUGUAAAAGUGGCUCCUUUGUUCCUUCUUUCAUUUUGAAUAGGUGCAUGGAUUUGUGGAGGAAUUUCGGGUGCAUCCCUCGGCCCCACCUUGGGUUGCAAUUUAAGACCCUCAAGUAUCUACAUCCCACUCAUGCCGAGUACAUAUGGCACAAGCUAAACAUCGAUGAUGGUCUUGUUGUUCAACAUGUUUCAAUGGGAUCUCAUGCUGAGAAAGUUGGAAUCCGGGUAGGUGAUAUUAUUGGACACAUUGGUGGAGAACCCGUUUCGACCACAAUUGAGUUGGAAAACAAGUUGCUAAGCAUAUCAAUGAGCAGUUUUGCUGUAGGAAAUGACACUAAUGCCAAAUUGGGUGUUUCUGUGCGUGUAUUUCACACGGCCAACUGUCUCUGGAGGAAAAACCAUUUGACUGUAAAUGUAUCUGAUCAUCAAGAAGUAGUUGAACGAGCUUAUUAUCCUAUCACUAAUGGAGAACGGUUUUCUAUUGUGUCGUCGCCUGACCAAGUUGACUCAGACUCGGACUCAGAAUUGAACUCGGAUGAGUGA
Messenger RNA from Triticum urartu, 1635 nucleotides. The record is from RefSeq and is a predicted model, not a curated record. Lineage: Eukaryota; Viridiplantae; Streptophyta; Magnoliopsida; Poales; Poaceae.